GUUAAAGAAUAGUUUGGGUUAGGCUAGUGAGGUUGGUUAGGCGUAGUUACCGUUAACGCAGUGAUGUAACUGUACUUUAUGUCUUCAGUGGCAGGCUUCCUUACUUCCUUCAUACUGCAAACCUCGCUCCAAAGUACCGAACAUCUCGUAGUGCCUUCGUGCCCGUUUCGCGCGGGUUUUUCGUACGAAGUUUGUGACCCACACAGCACAAAUCGAUAGUUUUCGCGGUUUCGUGCAAGCAAUACGGCACCGCUAGGAAUAAAAAAAAAAAAAAAAAACGCCCGCCACGAUGGUUUUGGAGUUCUCCGAGGUCACGGUGGAACAAGCGGACCCGACGCGCCGGCUGCUCACCGUUUCUUCGUAACACGUCUUGUUCGUACUCUAUGCAUCGAUUGGUUUCGUGCAAGCAUCACGGCUCCGCUAGGUGAGCAGGUCUCCGAAAAUGGUGUUGAAGUUCACGGUGGAACAGGUGGACCUGGUACGCCGGCUGCGAGACACCGGCAUCGGAGUGAAAGAUAUCGAGAUCAUAUUCAACAAGUUGGCGGACCUCGAGGCAAGUUUGAGAAAGACUUGCGACGGACCGCCUCCGUCGGAGCGAGCACGAGAGCCGCAGCUGACAGCACGCGAAGUUGACAAUUCUGUCGAGGACGAAGACUACUCCUCGUCGAGUUCGGACAGCUCGACGCCUUCAUCGCCGAUGCCGGCGAAUACGACUUUUGGGACCAACACGGGGAUAGGCACGCCCUUGAACGGGACUCCCGGUGCCGACUGCACGACCGUCGGAGGCGCUAGUUCCCCGGAAGGCACGCAGCAUCCUUCAAGACGUUUUCAGUUCCGCUUCACGGAGCCCCAACUGUCGGUGCUAAGACGUGCAUUUGCAUCCAAUCCCUACCCCGAAGACGAGGAAAAGGAGGCAAUUGCCGACACUUGCAAUAUAGCUGCCAUCAAUGCCGGCGACUUUGCACACACGAACGUCACAUCUGUCAUGGUGCACACAUGGUUCUCGAACCGCAGGAAGGAUGCCACCCGGAUGCUCAAGUCGAACCGCAUCAUGAAGAACUCUCUGCCAAUGACGGUGUCUCUGCUGCCGCACGAGGCUUUGCGGCGGUUGACGCGUCAGCGCGAGCGCUUCAGCUUUGACAGGGGACACCUUGGCAUCCUGGAAGGGCACUACCAGCGGAACAGCUACCCAAACCAGGUUGAGAAGGAAGCAAUUGCAGAGGAAUGCAAUGCCUACACUGGGGCCCAUGGCCUUGACCGGUGUGGACCGAUGACAGCGACCAAUGUCAACUACUGGUUCGCCAACCGGCGCAAGCGGGACUUCCACCGAGUCGACAUGUCGUCGCCUUCGGUCGUCGGGAACAACAACGGCAACAACAACGCUGCGAGUCACUCUCUGUGGAACGCGGAUCUUUCGCUUGGGGGGCACGGCAGAAUCGGGAUGGUGAAGGAAGAGCCACCAGACUACGAGGCCACUCCGUACGACCAGGAGGUUCUUCCAGAAAACGGAGGAAUGUCGUGGAACAUCGAGCUGGAUGGCAGGGGCGGCGUCAUUCCCAACGGAUGCGUUGGGAACGGAGCGUUGAACGGACACGGAGUGAUGUCCAUGGGCACGGAAACAGGUCCGUAUCCGGUGAAGACGGAAGAGGACAGGUGGCAGCUGCCGCCUGGCAACCUUCAGCUCGACUGGAGGUAGCAGGCGAACGUGAAGUUUCACGUUUGUUGUUGGCUCGCUUAUAUACUUCGUUUCGCCUUAACAUGGACGCUACGAGCCGUCGAAGCUGAUCCUGCGCUGUGAAUGUGUUGCGUGACUUUGCGCCCUGCGUGUCAUUGCACCCUUCCCGAAGGUCACAUGACAUUCGUGCAAUGUUGGAUUAGCUAGGACGAUACAUACCGCCUGCUGCGGUCCGUUGUAAAGUGAAACGAAGUAUAGGUGGUAGCAUUGCUGCUACAACCCGGCGAGGUGUAGGUUGCAUCGACGAGGUUCAAAGGUAAGUUGUGAAGCGGGGUUCCGAUGUUGAGGUGUCCUGCAGCUCUUUUGGGUUUGAAGAAACUGUGCAGUAUGCUUUUGGUGGGACCGCUGCACGGUCUUUGUCAUCGCGACGGGUGCUGUUUUGUCUCUGAGUGUGAAGGACAGAGUUCAAAAGAAGUGGUAUGGAUAGGAAUCAAUGUUGAAAAAAUUCCUCUGGUGAUUUAUUUUUAUUUUUCCGAGUGAUUUUUCUUUGUUGUUGAAUGAGCAGAGGAACAUCUAUUGUUGGUUUGUUUGUUUGUUUGUUGUGGCCAACAGCCAUAGUGGAGCUUGGAGCACUCCAACAGUGUUCGAGUAUGACGUGCAAUCGAAUUUGAGGUGCUCUUGGUAGUGUAUAAAUGGUGUGGUUUAAACCUGUCUUACGAACACAUUUUGUCCUUUUUGUCGCAAGGUUCAAGUUACCUUCGAGGGAAUGUCGUCAAGAAAGAAUAUCUUAAGUCGACUGGUCUCGCCUCCUAAUGCAACACCCGCAUGCAUCAUUGAAGCUCCGGGGCAGACGUUUCUUGCUGCGUUGCCAGUUAUUCAGAUCAAACGACCAGUAGAACAUUGCACUGGAAUGUCAUCAUCAGAGGCACUCGUAGCAAAGUUCCAUGGAAGUGCACAGCACGCCUGUUUCUCUAACUCCUGCCAGCCCUCAUUCAUUCGAUCAAAUUGUCUUCGCAGUGGUGUAUAAACCAAUUCUGAGGGGAGACGGCUACAUGGAAUUGAGACUAGCCUAAGUUUUGACAGAGCCUUCAUCAUUAUCUUUAAAGCAAAAUUGUAUUGUGUUUGAGAAGGGAAAGAGAUCAAGUGUGUUUGGAAAUCCUAAUGGAAAUGUCCAUACUUCUAUACGCCAAGAACUUGUAGGAGAGAGGAGGAGACGAGAACCCGCCGGGACGUCAGAAUGCUGAGCUCUGAUUGGAAUGAUUAGUGGGUAAACCUAAAGCUAGCCGCCUCCACUGCACUCACCGAAUGCGUUAGAGCCUGGAAUUCCGGCGUUUGGCUCUCGCGUUCGAACGUGUUUGGCGAGUGCAGUGCAGACAGAGGACUCUAGCUUUAGGUCUACCCACUAAACAUUCCAAUCGGAGCACGGCGUUCUGACGUCCCUGUGCACUCUCGUCUCUUCCUCCCCCUGGCAACUUUUCUGAACAUAUUCGUUUCAGAGCGCACAAUGGCAAUGUCGUGUUGCCCAUAUUAUGCGGGGCUCAUUAAAAGAUCUGGCUCCCUU
Ixodes scapularis (black-legged tick) is the source of this 3236-nucleotide messenger RNA. Its product is annotated as homeobox-containing protein 1. The record is from RefSeq and is a predicted model, not a curated record. Gene Ontology annotation, molecular function: double-stranded telomeric DNA binding. Gene Ontology annotation, cellular component: nucleus. Bases 443 to 1696 code for a protein of 417 amino acids. The transcript has 6 exons. NCBI's taxonomy places the organism in Eukaryota, Metazoa, Arthropoda, Arachnida, Ixodida, Ixodidae.